CCAAGCAAUCUCUGGAGCAUUACUAGUGAUGUGACACAGUCAUUUUGCCCCUGAUAUGUCCUACAAACGUUACAGAAAACAUGCAGCUAUCCCAGCGCUGUGUAAACUGUUCUUUUCUUUGUCCACCAGUCAGUGUCGACCUUACUUUCAUAAAUGUUUUGUAAUUAACUGUCUAACUUUUGAAAUCUAUUUCAAGAACAACUAGAAGGUAAAAGGUAACUAUUCCAAAUGUUCAGUUUGCAAGUUGAUAAUCUGUCGCCUGAGAAAUAGCCCAGAGUCAGAGAUUUGCAGAAAGAACAUCAGCUCGAAGCCCAGACAUGAGGAACAGGCAAAGACCUGAAGUAAAGAUGGUGAAUGUAGGUAUCAGGAGACAGAAAGACAAUUGUGGAUGAAUUUACUCAGGUGAUUGUGAAGGCCAAGGUCGUUCCAGCAUGGUAGAGUGCUGGCAUGGACCUCACAGCAUUCCCAGGCAGAAAUGGCACUGGGCAUUCAGAAGUCCCAUACAGUGCAUUCGCUGACCCGUGUGUCAAUCAUACAGUGUUGGACCAGGCCUGGAGAAGCAUCGAUUGUGGUUUGUUGGAAUGCUUGAUUGGGCUGAUAUGUGAUGAAAGUCUUCAACAGGGAUGGUACAGGUUUAACAGUUUCGGUGGAUGGAAAAUACCCGAGAUUGUUAUUCCACUCACUAAUUGUUCUUCGUGGAGCACAGGCUGGCUAAAUGGACGACAUCCCACUGUGAUGAAAGGGGAGGUCACCAGGACUGUGUGUUUCAACUGGUUUGCGAAUUCCUGCUACAGGAAACGAGAGAUUCAGAUUAAAAACUGUUCCAGUUUUUUUGUGUACGAGUUGAAGCCGGCUCCCUUCUGUCCUGCUGCUUGUUGCACAGAUAUUCAGUACCAAUGGGUUAAUGUGUUGCUUACUUUGGAGAUGGAGAUCAAGAUUGAAGAGGCGAAGAAAAUCGCCUUGCAGAGGCUUCAGAAGAUGGUCAACAAGAGAGCUGGCCGGGAGCUGGAAUUGGCCUUGGAAGAGGGAUACUGUUUAGCUAUGGACCUCUUGGAAUCUGAAGGAAGUUGACCAUGCUCAUUAGACUCUAACACCGGGUGAUCGCCUCACUUGUUAACUUCAGCCUUGACACUGAGCGACUGGAACUCCUCUUCGCAUUCUUCAGAAAACUCUUAGAAAUUGUUGUUUAUUUUCUGACUGUUUUCGGGGAGCAUUUUAUUUGUACACAUUUAUGCCAAUGCACUGCUGAUUCUGUUUGGUGGCUUGUGUGAUUAUAGAUGUGUUG
Messenger RNA from Stegostoma tigrinum, 1285 nucleotides. RefSeq names its product uromodulin-like. The transcript is spliced from 6 exons. The record is from RefSeq and is a predicted model, not a curated record. NCBI's taxonomy places the organism in Eukaryota, Metazoa, Chordata, Chondrichthyes, Orectolobiformes, Stegostomatidae. The coding region runs from base 448 to 1071 and encodes 207 amino acids.